Messenger RNA from Carica papaya (papaya), 1185 nucleotides. Its product is annotated as homocysteine S-methyltransferase 3-like. Gene Ontology annotation, biological process: S-methylmethionine cycle. Gene Ontology annotation, molecular function: zinc ion binding; S-adenosylmethionine-homocysteine S-methyltransferase activity. The record is from RefSeq and is a predicted model, not a curated record. NCBI's taxonomy places the organism in Eukaryota, Viridiplantae, Streptophyta, Magnoliopsida, Brassicales, Caricaceae.
UUCAGCAAAAACUCUUCACUUGUCUGCUGAAAUAUUAACUCUUCUUCAUCAGAGCUUUUAGUCAUAACUGUAUAGUUCUUUCGGCAUGAGAUCGCCAGGUGGUGCAGAUACGUCGUCGUUUCUGUCUGAUUUCCUUGAGAAGUGCGGCGGCUACGCGGUGGUGGACGGUGGGUUUGCCACGGAGCUUGAGCGCCAUGGUGCUGAUCUCAAUGAUCCUCUAUGGAGCGCCAAAUGUCUCAUCACUUCUUCACACCUUAUCAGAAGGGUUCACCUAGACUACCUUAAUGCUGGCGCAAAUGUUAUCGUAACCGCGUCUUACCAGGCCACAAUUCAGGGUUUUGAGUCCAAAGGGUUUUCCAGUGAAGAAGCUGAAGAUCUACUUAGAAAAAGUGUUGAAAUUGCAUGUGAGGCAAGACAAAUUUUCCUCGACAGAUGCACCGAAUUACAUUCUCGGCCCAUUCUGGUUGCUGCUUCUGUUGGCAGCUAUGGAGCUUACUUGGCUGAUGGAUCAGAGUACAGUGGAAACUAUGGUGAAUCAAUUACCCUAGAAAAGCUCAAGGACUUUCAUAGAAGAAGGGUUCAGAUUCUAGCCGAUUCUGGCGCUGACCUAAUCGCAUUCGAAACAAUUCCAAAUAAACUAGAAGCUAAGGCUUAUGCUGAGCUUCUUGAGGAAGAAGAUACUAAUAUUCCAGCAUGGUUUUGUUUCAAUUCCAAGGAUGGAAUCAAUGUGGUCAGUGGUGAUUCGGUGUAUGAGUGCGCAUCCAUUGCAGGCUCUUGUAAUAAAGUUGUCGCUGUAGGAUUCAAUUGCACUCCUCCAAGAUUUAUCCAUGGCCUCGUUCUCUCGAUGAGGAAGGCAACAGAUAAAGCAAUAGUUGUGUAUCCAAACAGUGGAGAGACUUACGAUGCUGGUUGCAAGCAAUGGGUGGAAUCAAGUGGAACAGGAGAUGAAGAGUUGCUGGUGUCAUACGUAGAAAAAUGGCGUGAAGCAGGCGCUUCCCUCUUGGGUGGUUGCUGCAGAACGACUCCAAGUACAAUUAAAGCCAUAUCUAAAGUUUUAUCACGUAAAUUCGUGUAGUCAGAAUUCUUUUUUUGACUGUUUAAUUACAAGAAAAUAUACUUGGACUACAUGUAUCGACGGAUUUUUCCUUUUAUUUUGCCUUAGAAAUAAUCACGCUUUGGACACAA